UCAGUGUGAUUAAUGUGAUAUUCAGUCAAUGGUGAUGGUGGGAGGAGCCAGUAAAGCUGCUCAUUACUGAUGAAGAGCUGAAUAAAGAGGAAGUAACUAAAGCAGACAGAUGUAGAGACAGAGAGAUUCACACAGAGAUCAUUCAGCAUAAAGAAGACUGAACUCAACUCACAAUGAAGAUCCUCCUCAUCUUCUUCACUUUCUACCUGAUCUCAGGUGCAGUGAGAUGCUUCAGUGUCACUGGAUAUUCUGGAGGAAGUGUUCUUGUUGAUUCUGGCAGGUCUUCACCCAAUAACAAUCACUAUCUGCAAAAACAAACCCGUGGCAAGUGGGAUAUAAUAAUAGACAAUAAAAAACAAGAUCAAUGGAUUAAUAAAGGAAGAUACACUUUGUAUCUGAACAAAAAUAGAAAUGUCAUGCUUUUAAUCAGAGAACUAAAUACACAGGACUCUGGAAGAUACAGGAUUCGGCUUUCAGGUUCAGCAUUUAUUGAAAUAUAUUUGGGUGUGGAAGAUGAUUCAUGUUGUAGCAUGUCAAAGAGAGUGGAGGCGAAGAAGGAACGAACUUCUAUCUUCAGUUGUGAAUAUUCACAGAAUCAUAUUAAUAAUCCCAAAAUCAUAUUUAAAGAAGGAAACGGCUCUAUUGAUGAAAUAAUAAACAGCACAUGGAAAAAAGGAAGAUUCAGUAUGUAUGAAAGAAGAAAUCAAAACUACAUAACUGUGGUAAUUUCUGCUGUGACACCAGAUGAUGGAGGGGUUUAUUUAUGUGGAGUUCAGAUCAACACACUCUCAUACAGUUACUUCAUUAUUACUACUGUUCAUCUACAUGUCAUAGCUAAAGUGGGCGUGUCUAGAGUGAGCGGCUACUCAGGAGGUGGUUUGAUGAUCAAGUGUGAACAUCCUCAAUACAAAACCAAACCAAAAUACAUCUGUAAAGAAUCAGAUGGAUGUUCAGAGAGGAAGAAUCCAGGAGUUCAGGAUGAAUGGAUGGAGAAUGGAGAUGUUUCUUUAUAUGACGACACCAGAGCAGGAGUCUUGAUGGUGUUUUUUAGAGAACUGAAAGCUGCAGAUGCUGGAACAUACAGGUGUGGAGUGAAUGUAUCUCACUAUACUGAGAGAUUCACUGAACUUCAGCUGAACGUCAAACACGAUGAAAAAUAUCUACAGAUGGUGACUGAAUCUGCUCAUUUUGGUGAAGAAAUCAAUAUCACUUGUCAGAUCCCAGAACAUAACGUUUAUUUCUGCAAAGAGGAUGAUAAUCACAUCUGCCAAAACAUCAGCUCAUCUAAAGUGACACAAAUGAAUGGUUCAUCUGUGAAAAAUAAAAAGAGAGUUUUUGUCAUCAGUAAUGUGAGUGUGAGAGAUGCUGGAGUUUACUGGUGUGGAGCAGAAACCAGAGACACAUAUUUGACUUUCAUCUUCCUGAACAGUAAAAUUCAGCUCAACAUCACCAUGCCUCCAGUAGUGAGACAUGAAGGAGAAUCUGCUGAGAUCAUCUGCCCUUAUGAUUCAAUCUAUAAAUCAAAGUCAAAGUCUCUCUGUAAGGGGAAGUGCUCCACUAGAGACAGAAAUACUCUCAAUGAGACUGUGAGAGAAGAGAAAGAGACCAAGACUGACAGAUUGACUCUGAAUGAUGACGUCACUGCAAGUGUCUUCACUGGGACCAUCACUGGACUGACAGCAGAGGAUGCUGGGAAAUACUGGUGUGCAGUGACAUUAGAAAGAGACCUCAAUUAUCUUUACACUCAUCUGAUCGUCAUCAUGAACGAGGAGCUGAACUUGACUAAGUAUGAAGGAGACGACGUGUCAAUCCAGUGCAAACAUCAGGAUGAAGAUCAGAAAAGCUUCUGCAAAGCACAUGAAGCCUCCAUGUGUGUGAAGGAUGGAGUUUCAUUGGAGACGAUCAGAGAUGAUCGAUUCUCUUUCAGUGAUGAAGCAUCUACUGGAGUCUUUACUGUGAACAUCACUGAUCUGAGAGAAGAGGAUUCUGGGAUAUACUGGUGUGGAGCUCAAGUCAUCAGGAAAGUGCAUUUAAAUGUCAGCAAGGAAAAGGAUAGGAAUUUUUCCAUGAUCAUCAUUAUUAGUGUGUGUGUGAUUCUGCUGCUGAUCGGUGGAUUCACUCUGACUGUGUGGAAAUUAAGACACAAGAGACGAGGAAUAACCUCAGCAUCAGACAAGAGAAAGAGGAAGAAAAAUACAAUGUCAUUAUGUGCAGACAGCAGAUGUGAUUCUCUCUCAGAUCCUGGAACAGCCCAAAUGAACAGCAAUGAUGAUUUACCCACAAUCCCCUCUGAUGGGCUCCUGUACACUGCUGUCAGUUUCCAGAAGCGUGAAGAGUCUCUCAGUGAUGCUACAGUCAGAUUCAGUAAGAAUGAGAUUCACUCUGAUUACACCACGAUAAAUUAGUAUUUAAAAAAAGUAUAGACUGCGUUUUUUGUUGUUGUUGUUGUUGUUGUUUUGUUGUGUUGUGUUUACACUCACAGCUUGUUGAAAAAAAAUUGUGUUUAUGUUAUUAUAUUCUAUAAUUUAGUGUUGAACAGUUUGUUUGGUUUGAUCAGUGUGGUUCAUUUCAGUGUUUGAAUCAUGAGACAAAGUUUCCACUGCUGACCAUGUUGCUUCUUUCACAUGUUUAAAAUAGUUUGUCAUCUCAGUUUAUGUGAGGGUGUGAUGAAAACAGGAAAUAAAACCCUUGAUUGACACUUUUAGAAUUUACCGUCAAGUUUCCAUUCCAAAUGCAGAGACACAGACACUUUUGACACUUAAUAAAGACUUUAACAGCAGUUCUUAAAGCUGUCAAAAUUACUGUUUUCUCUGUCUCAUCUUUCUGAAUAUUGAGAUUUGUAAAUGCAAGAGACAUUUGUUGUUGUUUGUUUUAGUUUCUUGCUCUUAGUCAUUUUUCUGAUAUUA
Molecule: messenger RNA, 2906 nt
Organism: Labeo rohita (rohu)
Lineage: Eukaryota; Metazoa; Chordata; Actinopteri; Cypriniformes; Cyprinidae
Product: polymeric immunoglobulin receptor-like
Exons: 10
Coding region: 174-2405 (743 amino acids)
Source: RefSeq, a predicted model, not a curated record